AUGCAAAACUUAUAUUUUAUAGGUACGAAAGCCAUCGACAUGAUCCAGAUAUGCUCAUUUCUGCUGCUUUGGUUAAUGCUGCAACUUUCUAAUGGUAACGUAUAUACCAAAAUUUAAUGGACCUGUCCCUAAUGAACAAAAUUUUGAUCUAGACAAAAAUUUCAUUACGGCUUGAAGGAGCAUCACAAAUGAAAUUAGUAAUAUUCCGACGUUUCGUUGCGAAAUGUUGUAAAAUGCAGAUAAUAUAGCCAUGCGAAGUUUUCCGUUUUUCAGUCAUUUUGUAUUACGCACGGGAAAUUGAUACCUUUUUUCAGAAAGCAUCAAUUCCCAGUGCUUAAUACAAAAUGAGUGAAAAACGGCAACUAUAUGCAAGGCUAUAUUAUCCACAUUUUACAAUAUUUUGCAACGAAACUUUGGAAUAUUACUAAUUUUGUGAUGCUCUUUCAAGCUGUGAUGAAAUUUUUGUUUAGGCUUGUUAAGAUCAAAAUUUUGGAAAAGUGGUAACCAUUUCCUGUUUGUAAUCUAAAACGACUGAAAAUUACAAAUUUCGCAAGGCUAUAUUAUCCGCAUUUUACAACAUUUCGCAACGAAACUUUGGAAUAUUACUAAUUUUGCGAUGCUCUUUCAUGCUAUGAUGGACUGAAUUUUGUCUAGACUUGUUGAGAUCAAAAUUUUGGUUAAUUGGGGAAUGGUCCAUUCAACACCCAAAUAAUUUUGAAACACGUUGUUUUCUGCCCGAAAUACCAACUAUGAACUAUUAGAGAAAACGUCUUAGCUGAGAGACGGAAUCUUCUGUAAUUCUUUUAUUUUCCUCACAGGAUACAAGUAUGAUAUCACGACGUUCACAGGAGACAAAUUCGGUGCAGGCACGGACUCGAAUGUUUUUGUGAUCUUAUUUGGCGAUAAUGGCAACUCUGGAAAGAAAAUUUUGGAACAUAAAGGGGCAAAUGAUUUUGAAAGAGGGCAGUAAGUAUUUGUAAUAUUUAACUCCGGUUGAAGAUGUAACUACCUUUUGACCCCUAAUUUUUAACUCGUCACUUUUUGCCCCCCAUACAUCUAUGAAAGCACGUGCUUCGUUUGUUUCCAGGAAAGAUGUUUUUGCUGUCCAUUCCGCCGAUCUGGGACGAUUAAAUAAAAUUGUGGUUGGUCAUGACAAUACUUGGCUUGGAGCUGGCUGGUUUCUUGAUAAGGUAGAGGAUUUAUUUCUGUUCUCUUUACAAAUUGAAAUAUAUUUUUGGUAAAUUACAGGGUAAAAUAACCAGCAAUAUUACGUUAGCCCCAAAUGGAGUUAUUUUUGUAGGGUAAACAGAAAAAUCUUACUCUUUACCACGCUUGCCUUUCAAGCUGAAAUACUUUAAGAUAAUUGAGGACCAGAGGAGAAAGAGCUACCUUUAUAUUGACAUUAGUGAAUGGUUAGACUUUAUCGGAUAAGGACGUUCAAUCGUAGGUACCUCAGACCCCGUCUCAAUCGGGAAAUAGAGACCUUACGAUUUUAGGACGGCAACGCGACGACAACGGCUACCAAUACAAUGGAUCAUUGAAAAUAAUUGAGUAAUUGUAAAUAUAUGAAUAAUUUAGACAUUGUGCUCGCUCUGUUUACAACGCUAAAUCACAGAUUUUCACGUCUUGAUACAACGGCUGCAUUCCAAGCCACAACAACUGCAACUUCAAACUGGGUUUAGCAGAACUCUUCCCAACCAUAAAACGGCCAUGUCUUCAACUUCUAAAACUGUAUUAAAUUCACACCAUUGAUAAUAUACGACGAACUAUCUUUACUACCAUUUAUUUGAAGGAGUUUGUUUUGGCCGUCGCCGUCUCGUUGCCGUCCUAAAAUCGUAAGGUCUCUAAUAGGCUGUUGGGAAAUCUGCUAACCAAUGAGGGAGAAACAAAGAUUCGUGCAUGGUUUCUCGUCAUAUCAAACUCAGUCACGAAAGGUUUUAAAACAUCUUAACGUACACUUACUUGUAUAGAAGAAAAAGGAAAAGAACUCGUUUUGAUUAUAAAAAACCAUCCUUCGUCUUCGUUGAUAACACAAACCUCGGGCUUGAUGAUUCUUCAACUCAUAUCCAACCCUAUUCAAUAAUUGUUAAAUAUUUCAUUCCCACAGAUUACUGUAAAGACAGAAGAAGCGGUGACGUAUGAGUUCCCAUGCUACCGCUGGCUGGCUAGUAACGAAGGCGACGGGAAACUUCAACGAGAUCUGAUACCAUCAUUGACUUUCUCGGACAACGAAACUGACUCAGGUGAGAGCAAAUCAACUUCGAAGCUAAAACAAGAUUUUCAUAAUGCUCGGUGAUGGUGUAGAUAUAGCGACGUUUUUGAAAAUACAUUUUGACAGCGUCGUGAGUGACGUCACAACACGUAUUUGUCGAUUUCCGCCAUUUUUGAUGGCAUAUUAAAAAUAGUUAACUGAAAGCAAGCAUUGCAUCAAAGUAAGACUGUGAUACUGACUGUCGCUUUUCUUUGAGAACUUUGAAGAGUUAUAACCAGUGGCCUAGCGAGCUCCACCAUUCAAUUCCGCUAUGCAAAUAUUGCCAUGUUUCAAUAAACUAUUAACACAAUCGAUUUCUAAAGAAAUGAAUAAAGAUAAUGAGUUGAGAUUUGCAUAGCGGGACCAAAUCGUCGGACGUGGUACGCCAUUCGUUAUAAUGAUCCACAGCUGUGUCAGUUGAAUAAAAGACUUUUGCCCACCAAAAUGGUGGUUUAUUUUUUAUUAUACGCCAUACUCAAAGACGUGAAUAAUCUGGUUUUAUGUCAAUCUUCAGAUCAAUGUCAGGGUGCUCUAGGGAUAUCAGAUGGUAGCAUCAAGAAUAGCCAGUUGUUCGCGUCGUCCUCAGCAGAUGAAACUCAGCAGCCGUUUCAUGCGAGAAUAAACAAAACCAUCAAAGGAUCGAAGGGAGGCUGGUGCUCCGCAUUCCCAGACAAUACAGAGUUCAUUGAAGUUGAUUUGUUGAAGCCAUUUCUUAUCUCAGGUAUGUAUGUACAUGUCAGGGGCGGAUCUACUGUGGGGGGGGGGGGGCAGGGGGUACAGACCCUACCUAAUGGUGUCUAGCACCCUCCUAGAGAAGUCCAGCAACUGCUUUUCGAAUAGCGAUUAGCGGAACUUCUACUGUUAGCGCGUGUCGAUUUUUUGAAAUGAUUUAAUUGAUUUGUGAGCUCACGAGAAAAUACUCAGAAUGCUUUAGUUAAGUAUGUAAAAAGGUUGUUAUAAAGCGAUAUUUUCAAAUAUACUGUACUUUAACAAGUAAAUUUUCUGUACUGUGCUACAGCCACUGUCCAGUCACGCAUACGUGAUAAAAAGCCGAUAUAAACUUUAUCCCGAAAUAUAAUGUAAAGCCAUGGAUUGUAAAAUAACUGGAUAGGAAACUUCCUGACGUCACAGUCUAAACCCAGUUGCAAUCUGUGACGUCACGCGUAUUGCCAAAGUUCUCAGCAUUUUUGUUGUUUCGCUAUACCUAAGCCACAACAAAGUAUUCAAGGCAAAUGUUUUUCGUCUUUGUUUUGUAUUUUUUUACAUUUGUAGCUACGAAAUUCGCGUCGCCAAUUGUUACGAAAUUUGCGAUGCAUUUUUCACUGUUUAGUGCUUGAAUGACCGGGAGUACUUAGAGAUUUCAUCGUAGAAUGGCCUAGUUAUAUUUAUUUGCUCUUUGACUAAAAUGUUUAGCUGUAUUAUUGCUAAACAUGCCGUUUUUGAGAAUUUGGUUUGCAACUAGGUUUCAACGCCAUCAUCCCAUUGAAAACAUUAGGUCAUGUCAGCUAGUUUCCUAUCCAUGUAUUUUAUUAUCCAUGGUAAAACGUAACAGAAUGGCGAACAUGCAGAUUCGGCAGACUAAAAUUUAUUUCACCUGCCAAAAAAUUUUAGACUGGCAGGCCAUAUUUUUUCUCUACUUUGAGCCCUGCACGGGUAGUUAGGCUGUAAGCUCUAUGUCAUAUUUUUAUUCUUUCUUUACAGGCGUGGCUACACAGGGGGCAUCAUUACUUGAUAACUGGGUAACACAGUACAUAUUGCAAUUCAGUAACAACAAUACCAAAUGGGAACCUUAUAAAGUGAAUGGGACGAUUAAGGUAAGCUACAAGAACCUUCAAGUAUAUUAUUCAAUCAAGUGCAAAAAAAUCUUGAUAUUUCCCCAUGACCUAUACAUGCCUGUAUAAUCUAAAAUACGUUUGAAUUUGAAUUUAAUAAUUUACCAUUUUACCUUUUACAAACAUAUAUCUUAUAUACACUAGAUAGUGCAUUUAAUUAUUCUGCAAUUCAAAAAUUGAAGCCGUGAUUGCAGUCUCAGGAUAUUCUUAAACAGGGAACUUAAACAUUAAGUUAACUCUAUUCCAAAUACGUUUUUAAACUAUUCAAAUGAUGAAAGUUAUUGUUGUUUUUUAAGCGUUUAUUAGCGAGUGGGAACGACCAACAUGGCCGCCAUCUAUUCAAAUGGGGGUAACCGCUGGAAUAUUUUUGGCUUCAAUUUUACUAAAAGAGAUGCGCUAUCUAGUGUAUAUAAGAUAUCUGUGACAAAUACACACAAAUAAAUGAAUAAUAGAAUUACAUAUGGCGAGGGAAUCAAAAAGAAACCUAAAACCAAAUGAAAUCAUGGAUUUCCUCUAAGCAAUGAAUUACACAGAAAGUUAUAUAAAUAAGCAAAAGCAACAUGGCAACACUAAACAUUAAACAUAAUGCAAUAGUUAGCGUAUUCGACGUAUGGAUAAUAUUGAUGAUUACAAUUCAGGCAAAUAAACUUUUAAGUCUAAUAGUAAAAGAUUGAAAAGAAACAUAAUUAACAAUUUCAUCCCCAAUAAGCCCACGGCAAUAAGCUCUUUGUAGCUGGUCUGAAAACACUUCGCGAUUCACUCGUGAAUGUUUUUCCAAAUUGCACUGGAAACGUACUAAGCAAAAUGAAUAAAGUUUUAACUUUUGACAGUUGAAGUCUUGUAUUAAGUUGUUGUAUCAUUCAAAUGAGUGAAUAAAUUGUUUAUUAAUUGAUUAUAUAUUCUCAGUAAGUAAUAAUGUGGUUUCUCGUACAAUUUCGAAAAACAUUGCUUCUUCGAAAAUUCCUUUGUUUGUGUUGCUAAUCGACCUAUUCCCUAAAUGAACAAAAUUUUAUCACAGCUUGAAAGAGCAUCACAAAAUUAGUAAUAUUCCGUAGUUUUGUUGCGAAAUGUUGUAAAAUGCGGAUAAUAUAGCCUUGCGAAGUUUGCCGUUUUUCAGUCAUUUUGUAUUACGCAUUGUAAAUUGAUACCUUUUUUCAGAAAGCGGUAUCAAUUUCCCGCGCGUAAUACAAAAUGACUGACAAACGGCAAACUUCGCAGGGCUAUAUUAUCCACAUUUUACAACAUUUCGCAACGAAACUUCGGAAUAUUACUAAUUUUGUGAUGCUCUUUCAAGCUGUGGUGAAAUUUUUGUCUAGACUUGUCUAGACCAAAAUUUUGUUCAUUAGGGAAUAGGUCCAUUAGAAAGAAAGACGAAAGACUUUGCGAAAGUGUGCAAUUUGUACUGUGCUUAGCUAUAGUCAGCAUGUAGUAAUUCUUUCAUGUAUAUUAUUGAUCUAUAAACAAAAUUUGCUUCCCAUAUUUCUCUUCAGACAUUCAGUGGUAACAUCGACCGUACUGGUAUAAUUACCCAUUGGUUAGAUACACCUGUGACGUCACGUUAUGUCCGCAUUGUGCCCCAAGCAUGGCAUGGCUCGACCAAUUGCCUGAGACUGGAGUUAUACGGCUGUAAAACAGGUAUCGAGAAGUUCUAUACUUCUUGGGGACUUGUAAUGAAAAUAAUCUUAAUGUAAAAAUGCACAAGUUGUAACAAAACUGCAACAGACUUGUAGCAAUCUGUUCCAACAACUUGUCAACAGGAUGCGUUUGUACUGCUUGUUCCCAGCUUGUUGACAAGUUUAUAACUUGCUACAAGGUUGUUGAGCUCAACAGACUCAUUGUUCUCAUCCUGCAAUUCAACAAUUUGUCAACAAGUUGUAAGUGACAAUCUUGUAGCAACUUGAUGAAAUAACAGCAUUGUUACAACUUGUUGAUAAGCUUGCUACAAGCCUGUUGCGAACGCAUCUUGUUGACAAGUUAUGAGAUUUUUACAUCUGUAGUUCUAGACCACUACCACCCGAGCGAAUUUUAACUUUUCUUAUGAAUUAUCAAUUUUUAUGCCAAACCUAAAAUCUAUUUUGUAAGUUUCAUUUGAUGAGGGAUUUUUGUCUUUUUUCUUUCACUUUCCAGAUAAAACUGGCAGCAGAAAUAUGUUAGGUUUGUAUGCCAUACAUUUGCUGUCAACUGUGCUCUACCAAUGGAUGAUAACGCUGGAUAGGAAACUCGUAGUCACGCAUGAUGUAUGCAUGAACGCCAUAUAGACAUGAAUGUAGACCAGGGCUUGAAUUGUAUCGCGGCAAUUGUCGUAGAGGGAUAACAAAAUGCCGUGGAUUAUUGCGGCAACGACGGCAAUUGUUUGCCGUAUGUAUAGUGUAAUUUUUAUACUAUUCACUGUGCAUUACUACUUUGACACUUGAAUUCAGAUGUUGAUCAAAUCAUGCGUAAAUUACUAUUUUAGUCUCAGUUUUCUUCGAAAAAAAAACACUAAAGAAAUACGUAAACAUAUUUCUAGUCAACAAUCCAAAGUAACAAUAAACUUAAAUUUUUAUUAAUUUGAAAAAAUGUCGUGGAAACUGCCAAAAUUGCCGUAGACAGCUGUUACGUUCUACGGCAAUUUUUAAUGCCAUUGCCGUCAAUUGAUUUCAGGGAAAUUCGAGGCCUGAUGUAGACAGUUAAAAUAUACAUAUUACCGUUUCGUCUUCAUCGUAAAAAAUCUAGUGUGAUAAUUACAAAGUUCGUGAAUAAAUUCAUGUCCAUAUGGCGUUUAUGCAGACGUUAUGCUUGGCCAUUCAUUUUUAGUAAGUCACGAUUCCAGCCCUGUUCGUCAUUUGCAAGUACUACACAGUAACAAUACUCUCUUUCUAUCUAGGAUCAGGCGAUCCCGACGCUUUACUUCAACAGGGUAAGCGAAGAAGCGACAUAGAAAUAACGGUUUUUGCAAGGUUGUUCCAACAAGUCCGAUACAGUCAUGAUAUACAGUAACAAUAUUGUUACAACCUUGUGUCGUCAACCUUGUAACAUUCUUGUUAUAUCAUGACUGUAUUACAUUUGUUAGAACAACCUUGUAACAUUUUUGUUAUAUCGUGACUGUAUCAGACUUGUUAGAACAACCUUGUAACAUUCUUGUUAUAUCAUGACUGUAUCAGACUUGUUAGAACAACCUUGUAACAUUCUUAUUAUAUCAUGACUGUAUCAGACUUGUUGGAACAACCUUGUGAUAUUCUUGUUAUAUCAGGACUGUAUCAAACUUGUUAGAACAACCUUGUAACAUUCUUGUUAUAUCAUGACUGUAUCAGACUUGUUAGAACAACCUUGUAACAUUCUUAUUAUAUCAUGACUGUAUCAGACUUAAGUUCUUUGAAUGUUUGCAUGGCGAUAAAAUAUAAUUGUUUUUGUUUGUGGAAACAUCACGUAAAUUUAUUACUGCAAAGCUUUCGAUCCGUAAGCCCGGAUAUAUAUAAGCCCAUGCAUAUUAUUAGCACUGAUGAAGAUCCGGGCUUACGGAUCGAAAGCUUUGCAGUAAUAAAUUUACGUGGUGUUUCCACAAACAAAAACAAUUGUAUCAGACUUGUUGGAACAACCUUGUAACAAUUCUGAUAAUGCCAUCAAGCUUGUUACAAGUUGUGAACAGCUCGUCGACAGCUUGUAAACAGAUUUGUAACAACUUGUGCGUUUCCACGUGUAUACUGUAGCUAAAAUAGUAACACUAUUUCUCCAUUAUCUAGUGCUGUCCCAUGCUGUCGUUUAUUUCCGGUUUGAGGACGAUCGAAAUGACGUCAUCCAUGACGAUUCAAGCAAUACAAAUGUAGGCAAGCUGAUAGCCCCGGCAUCGACCCCGAGUUUUAGCGAAACCUGUGGCAAAGGUUUAGAAUUGAACGGUGGGGCUUUGCUCAUUUCUGGCGAUACUUUCAAAGAGAAACCAAACAUUGCAAUAACAAUAUCGAGUUGGAUCAACAUUGCACAUGAAUAUGGGAAUACGUCGUUGUUUAACACCGUCGGCGGAGCGAGUUCAAAAUACAAAUCUGAACAGUACGAUGUCACAAUUGAAAAUGGGAAAUUCUUGUGUUUGCAUCGGAACGAGGCUGGGAGGUUGGUGUUUCGCUUAGCUAGUCACCAGUCGUUAAAACCACGCGUGUGGAAUCACGUGGCUUGUACGUACGACUCGCAGUUAAAACGCAGUGCUGUGUUCGUGAAUGGAAAGCAAGAUGCUACAGGGAAAGGUACAAUUUAAUACUUGUUGUUUUGACAAGCUUAAUUUCUUCAGCGGGACUUUACUGGUUCCAAUUUCCGCGCCUUCAUUAUCUAUGAUAUCAUGGAUAGGAAACUAGCUGACGUGACCUAAUGUUUUCAAUGGGCUGAUGGCGUGAUUGGAUGUUGAAACCUAGUUGCAAACCAAAUUCUCAAAAACGGCAUGUUUAGCAUUAAUACAGCUAAACAUUUUAGUCAAAGAGCAAAUGAAUAUAACUACGCCAUUCUACGAUGAAAUCUCUAAGUAUUACCAGUCAAUUUUAGCGAAUAUUUCAAGCACUAUAAAACAGUGAAAAAGGCAUCCCAAAUUUCGUUAAAAUUGGAGACGCCAAUUUCGUAGCUACAAAUGUAAAAAAAUACAAAACAAAGACGAAAAACAUUUACCUUGAAUACUUUGUCGUGGCUUAGGCAUGUUUUUAAAACAAUUAGACCAGUUUAUGCUUCAAUAUUACUCUUUUAAAGCGGAAAAUAUAGCGAAACAACAAAAAUGCCAUGGAGAACUUUGCAAUACGCGUGACGUCACAGAUUGCAACUAGGUUGUCUUUGCUUACGUCAGCUAGAGUCCUAUCCAUUUAUUUUAUUAUCCAUGAUGAUAUAUUGGCUGUAUGUAGCUGUAAGGCUAUAAAUAGCUUUCUAAACGAAGAUUUUUAAAUAAAUUGAUAAACAAUAAUAAGAAAAAAUUAUGUUGUAUUUUAUGUACUAUUUAAAGGAUGAGCAGCAGUGUUUUAUCAGAUAUAAAGAUAUGAGGCGAAGCCGAGUAUUUUUAGGUCGGAUAAAACACGCACUGCGAAUGUUUCAAAUUGCUUCAAAAAACGAUCGAUCUGGUAAGUUCAUUGGCAAAGUAAUUUUCAAAAAAUACGUUGUGUACGUCGAGAAAAUCAAAGUUAAAGUUUAUGUAAAUCAAGGGAAAUCUCUAUUACAUAUAAAGAUACGACACGCUUAUGAUUUUUCUUUGUGUUUUCCUCAUGAAUUAUUAAUGCAUUUUUGAAAUAUACAUGCAAGUCGUGUAUAAUAAGUAAUCGUACACAGUACUCAGAGUAUAUGUACAUUACGGUUUCGAGUUGACCUCUGUCUAGAUAUUUAUUUAUUUAUUAACUUUGCCAACAUCAUAUGUAUACAGAGACUGGUUGGUAAACCAAAACAGCUAUUGCCAAUUACCACAAUAGUACAUAAACAAUUCACAGAGUAGAGUUUUUACACACACAAUAAACAAUACUUGGAGAGUAGUCAUUAUAGAAAGUCUCGGGUAAAGACCUACCUAAAAUGCUCAUGUUUUGUGAUCGGCUUUCAGAAACAAAAAUGAUCAUUGUUCGUGACUCGUUCUUUAGAAAGACGAUUUCUAUAGUUUUAUUGUCUUUCAUUGUUAUAAUCAACCAACCACGAGCCUGUAUAGUGUAGGUAGAUGAUGACCCAAAGUCUAUAGAAACAACACGCCAAAUACUUUGAAUAAAGCCAAAACUUUGUUCGUAUUUUUCAAGGUGAUGGAGUGUUAUCGCAAGAUUGGGAAGGACGAGCAAGUAUUGGGAAUAGCGAGCGUGGAUCUCGAGGCAAAGUUGACGAGUUCUACAUGGCAGAUACCGCGCUGAACGAGAAAGAAGUGACUAGAUUGAUGGAUCAAUGUAUAUUUGAAAAAGGUAAGUUGUAAAUGUUUUCAGCUUUGCUUUCCUCAGCGACCAGCGGCCGGUUGUUCAAAGGUGGGUUAGCGCUAACCCUGGGUUAAAAUUUAACCUGUUGUUUUAGUUUGUGUAUUUCUGCACGUCUGUUUAUUUCAAAACUUCAGAUAAGUAAACUCCUAUCGAUCCAGACAAGAUCUCUGAAGAAAUAUUUCCAAAUUUAUAGACAAGCUGUCAGGAAAUUUGCUUUCAAUUUUAGGUUAACCUAAGGUUGAGCUAACCCAGCUUUGAACAACUAUCCCUUGGACUUUAAUGGUAACCCUGGGUUAAAGCCUGACUCACACGGGAGUAUCUGGUGGCUGAGAUAGUCGUCACGCAUGAGACUCUCGGGAAAUCACAAGUGUGUAUUAUUUUCUUUAGAAUGUUAUUUUCCUCUUGGAAUGGAAAGCAUGAAAAUAGACAACGCUCAAUUGACGUCGAGUUCAAUGUUUGGUCUACACAAACCAUAUUAUGGCCGUCUUAAUCUUCUCUCGUUUCACGGGGAUCCAUCUCGUAGUGCCUGGUGUGCAACUGCCGGGGAUAAAGACCCCUACCUCCAGGUAGAUUUUGGUCAAGACACGACGUUGUCGGGCGUCGCGGUUCAGGGAUUGUCCCUCUUUGAUAAUUUUGUCACAAGUUUCAGACUCUGUUACAGUAAUGAUGGAAAAGAAUUUGAAUGUGUUCAGGAGGCUGGCGGUGAAAAAGUAAGUUGGAUUCUAGGGUCGUAGCGACAGCCGGCUGUGGGGGUACCGUAUACAAGAAACUAAACUUGCCAAGUUUCAUAUUAUUCUGAAAACGUUUCAUAUUAUACGAAAUAUUUUCGUGUCGUGACAAGCGUUAAGUCGUCACGAAAAUAUUUCAUGCGCUUAAAUUGGAUAAGACUCACUACCAAUCCCCGUUGACUCGAUAGCUCAAUGGGUAGAGCGGCGGUCUAGAUACCCGAAGAUGCGAGUUCAAAUCCCGCUCGAGCCAACGAAUUUUUCGUUGCUCGAUUGCAGUGUCAGAAUAAUAUGAAACUUGUUUUUCGUAUCUCUGAGGAUGGUUCUGAAAUAAACUUGACAAGGAAAACUUCUCAAGGAAAACUUGAUCUUCUGUGAUGGUCUUUAAUUUCUUGCGUGGUUUCUUUCACAGACGUUUUUAGGCAAUGAUGACAAAGACUCUGUUCGUAUCCAGUGGUUAGAUCAGCCUGUUGACACGCGAUAUUUGAGGUUUUAUCCGCAAUCUUGGUACGGAAACCAUAUUUGUAUGAGGGCUGAAGUCUACGGCUGUAGAAGAGGUAUGGAAAUUAUAAUUACUUGAAUGAGAGUUGCAUGAGAAUCGAUAGUUUGCAUGAGAGUUUUCUCAACUUUCAUUGCUUGAUCGAACGAGAACAAGAGUUGCAUGAAAGUUGAGAAGCGAGAGUUUACAUGAGUGUUUUCUCAACUUUCGUUACUUGAUCAAACGAGAACAAGAGUUGCAUGAGAGUUGAGAAGCGAGAGUUUACAUGAGAGUUUUUUCAACUUUCAUUUUUUGAUCAAACGAGAACAAGAGUUGCAUGAGAGUUGACAAGCGAGAGUUUUUCAACUUUCAUUGCUUGAUCAGACGAGAACAAGAGUUGCAUGAGAGUUGACAAGCCAGAUUUUAAAGCGUUUUACUUGAUAACUUGUUUAAUUUGAAGGAUUUUAGUUGUUUCGUACACGUUUGAAAUAGGCCUAACGUUGAAAACUGGUGUAAUAUAUUCUCAACUGAAUUUUUCCUUCCAGGAUUAUUGGGCAAUACCAUUGAUUCCGAAGCGAAACAGCGAAGUGAGACGAACAACGACGUGAGACAACUAGUGAGCUAUGGUACAUGCAGUGUUGGCUGUGGUAAAGGCACAAAGCGACGAAAACGUCUCUGUACCAGAGGAAUCUUAUGUCCUGCAAACAGUGAUCAUCUGUUAGACAGAGUACCAUGUACAAAACCAUCCUGUCCUGGUAAGUCAAAGUGUACACGCGUUACACACGCGUGGAAGUACACGCUAGUGUAUACAUACAAAGUGUAUUUGCAAAAUCUGUCAACUAUACUUGACUGGUUUUUAACUACAGAGAAUUCUAGGGAGUCUAGAGUCUCUGAACUAGCAUUUUCUCUGUUCUGGGGAAGAUUUCAAAUGAUUACCUCGACGAUUGAAACUGAUCGUAUAACCACCUACAAUAACUGUUCAGCCAUGACAUAGUUGAAUUAACGAGAUUAUGUGAGGUAGAUUAAUAAUUGUCCAUCUGACAUAAUCUGGUUAAUUCAAGCAUAUAGCAUUGGCUAAACUAGCCAGAACAUUCAUUAAAGUCCGACUAACCUUAAAGUGCUUAUGACACGAAAUUUCAGCCCAAAGGUUUAUCGUUGCAUUGUAAAGAUCAGUUAAAAUGACUUAAUAAUUUCUUUUAUAGAAUUUUGGUAACUUGCUUCCUUUGCAAGAUAUUCAACUUUGUUUCAUAUACAAAUAUCACCGGUGUGACAUCACAUCACAUAAUGAGUUUUCAGAAAAGUAUAGUUUUCUUGACGAAUACGUAUCUAAAAAACUUAAAAAUUGCCCUUGUAAAUAACCCUAGAUAUCUUAUAUACACUAGAUAGUGCAUCUAAUUAUUCUACAAUUCAAAAAUGGAAGCCGUGAUUGCAGACUCAGGAUAUUCCCAUGAAAUGAGAAGAUUCGUAUGUUUUCUAUUUCUUAAACAGCGAACUUAAAUAUUAAGUUAAACCUAUUCCAAAUACAUUUUUAAACUAUUCAAAUGAUGAAAGUUAUUGUUGUUUUUUAAGCGUUUAUUAGCGAGUGGGAAACACCAACAUGGCCGCCAUCUAUUCAAAUGGGGGUAACCGCUGGAAUAUUCUUGGCUUCAAUUUUACUAAAAGAGAUGCGCUAUCUAGUGUAUAUAAGAUAUCUAUAUGCACCAAACCCGCGGCAUCAACUAGAUAUCAUGAAUCACCAAACUGCAACUUUAAACGAAAGUAAUAUUUGUUUUAUUCUAGUUUGUUUCGAGCCUCUGGGGGUAGCAAAUGGUUUAAUCCCUGAUGACGCGUUAACAGCAUCAAGCAGUCUGGAUGACAACAUGAGACCAUACUACGGUCGUGUUUUGAAAGCGAGUAGUGGCAAAACAGCAUCACAUGGUUGUUGGUGUGCUCGCAAAUCUGACACAGCGCAGUAUUUACAAGUUGAUUUACGUCGGAGUAUGACUGUCACAGGUAAUUUCAUUUCAUAAUAUGGCAAUUGAUAUUUUUAUUGAUGUAUAUUAUAUAUUUAUAUGUAUAUUAUGUAGUGUUUAAAACACGGGUAGGAGGAGUACUUUAUGAGAUAUGGUGGACUUCAAUGAUUUGGAUUCUGCACUGGAAUCGCAGGGCCGUAGGUUCAAUUCCUACCAGAGGACCUUGUGCUGCAUUUUUCGCAGUCGUUCCUGGUUAGGUCUUAAAAUGUAUAUAUACUCACUUGGAUUACAAACCCUUCAUGAGAUAUAAAACUCGUGACGAGAGCCGAGACUUUUAUAUCUGAUAAAACACCGAUUGCGCGUGUUUUAAAUGGCUUAAAAAACGAACCAUCGUAUGAGUUUAUUGGCGAAGUAAUUUUCAAAAUAAACGUUGUCUAAGUCGUGAAAAUCAAAGCCAUAAAGUUUACAUGAUUCCCUUUGUCUUUUAUUUAUGAAUUGUUAAUGAGUUUUUAAAUAUUUAUAUAUAUUUCUUGAUAUAUUCUGGGUGUUAGCUAGCCCAUAUACUGUCCGUUUGACGGACUCUUCCCAAUUGAAGUAGCUAAGGGGCUUUCCCAACUGGGUCUACUGGAAGACUUUCAUUUUUUCUGAUGAGAAAAUGCUUUGCAUUUGAUUUUACAGUAUAUUAUUAUAUCAAAGAACGUUUUAUUUACUUUUUCCCAUUAACUAUUUUCUCAAAAUGUAUCGCGUUUCAUUCAUAUUGGGUGUGUAUUCACUGAAAUGAAAUGUACAAAACAAAGUGUAAUCGGUGUGCAUCCGUGUUCAUUCACCGGAAAUGAAAUAUACAAAACGAAAUGCCAUCGGGUGCAUUUUUCAGUGUUCAUUCACCGGAAAUGAAAUGUACAAAACCAAGCUACCGUUGUUUGCAUCUAAGGAGAAACACGUUGGAAAAAAACACUAUCUAUUCCUACACAAGGACUUUGAUCGGUCAAAAAACUUUCCCAAUUUACGUUUAACGGACAAAACUUUGAUAUUUAAUGAUAUUGAUAUUUAAUGAUAUUGUAUCAAUAUAUUUAUUGAUACGAAAUCAUUCGAUAAAACUUUUAAAAGUAUAAUUAGAAAAUUUUCUUUCCUUUCAAAUGAGGUCUUGGAAUACAAGGUCAGGUAUUGGGUAACAAUUGGGUCACCAGCUUCAGAGUCACGUACGGUCUUGAUGGAGUAACAUGGAUACCUUACACCAGAAAAGAUUUCCCGCAAGAAAAGGUAACAUCGAAAUGAUAGACUAAUUUUGAAACUAGGCAAGGAGGUGCAAAUAAAUCACCACAGCUAGAAAGAGCAUACUAAAAUUAGUAAAAUUGCAAAGUUUGGUUGCGAAAUGUUGUAAAAUGCGGAAAAUAUAGCCUUGCAAAGUUUGCAAAUUUUGUAUACUUUUGUAUUGCGCUCGGAAAUUGCUGCCAUUUUCGGCCCAAAUGUGGUAGGAAUUUCCGCACGCAAUACAAAAGUAUACAAAAUUUGCAAACGUUGCAAGGCUAUAUUUUCCGCAUUUUACAACACUUCGCAACUAAACUUUGCAGUUUUACUUAUUUUAGUAUGCUCUUUCUAGCUGUGGUGAUUUAUUUACAUCUCCUUGCCUAGUUUCAAAAUUAGUCUAUAAUGGGAAUUGUUUAAUUAAUUAGGCUAGCUCGGUGUUUUGAGGGUGGGGUUUUUCGAUCUUACACUAUCGAGUCUUCUAAUAUUCUUGAUAUAUUUGUUGAUAAAGGAAAUCUUCCUUGGGGCAGACGACAAAGCGACUGAGGUCAUCAGGAUAUUGGAUCGACCAAUCGUGGCGAGAUUUCUCAGAAUUCAUCCGUUAUCCUGGAAUGCUCUUCAAAUAUGCUUGAGGAUUGAAAUUUAUGGCUGUAGUGUCCAAGGUAAGAUUUCACUUUUUUAUAAUUGAGUAUUUGAACAGAAUUUUGGUACAUUGCACUCUCGGUAUAAAACGUGAAUUUUUAUUUAAUAUCACGUGAUCAUGAUCAACUGUAAUGAAAUUACCGUCGCUUGCAACUAAGGAUGAACAGUCACUCAUAAAAAACAUUGCCUAUUCACGUGAGAAUUCAAUCUUUGUCAAGAACACUUGACAGGUUUUAAUCUGAUCAGCCAAUCACGUUCAACCAGCUCCAAGCUGAUUGACUGAGCGAAUUGAAACCAUCAAAUGUCGUCGCAAACAUUGAACUUUGUCGGUCUUAAAAAAACAUUGAACUUUGUCAUGAGAAUAGACAUUAUAAAAUAACAUGUAUGUAACGCGUGCUCUGAUUGGUCGAAACCCGUGUUUGGAUCAGGCCAUCCAAACACGGAAAUUUAAAGUGAAAGUUUUUUAAAGUGAAAUAUUAACACGCAAAGUUGUUAUUUUAUAAAACAAUUACUUUAUGGUUUCUGUGUUUGGAUGGCCUGAUCCAAACACUUGAGAAUGUUGCUCGAGUUAAGAAAAGCGCGCAAAAUCACUCGCCUUCGGCUCGUGUUUCGCGCGCUUUUCUUAACUCUCGCAACAUUCCCGCGUGUUUGGAUCAGGCCAUCCAAACACGGAAACCAUAAAGUAAUUGUAUAAUGUUUUAUCUGCGACCGUUCAUCCUUAGUUGCAUACUUGACGGUUUUCAAAUUGAAACAAAUGAUAAAUAUUUAGUUUGUUGUAAGAUUAUUUGCCUUAAUUUCUGGAUUUACUGUAUAAGUAGUUGCCGCUAGAUAUAUCUUUAUAAAAUAAUGUGGUCAAACUCUUGUAAUAUUCUUGCGUGGAAUUAGAUAGAUUAGUUGAACAGUUUAAAGGGAUAUGCAAUAAAAAUUAAUUUUGCCAUAUUUGAAAGAACUUUUAAAGUUAUAUAUGAAGACCCUUUACAACCUUUUUGUACCUUGCUUGAUUUUCGAAAUAUUUUGACUGCCAUCUUGGUAUUAUAAUUGACCUAAUUAACUGAGAUUUUGAUGACGUCAUAAGCAGAGUAAACCUGUUAAAACUUCUUCAUGUGGGACUAAAUUUCUUGGAAAAGAUUCUUAAAAUGUUGCGAGUUAAUUGAGUACUAAAAAGACUUCGGAAAAUCGAGGUUCGUAUUGAUAAUGACAUGUGGUUUGCAAGAUAAAAAUUUCGCUUUUUACCCUACUUGUGACGUAUGUAUAUCGAAUGUAUAUCCAAGAUGGCGGAAUGCUCGCUGCUUUUGAGCAAAACAAGUCGAUUUAUUUCGAAAACCAAGCAAGAUACGGAAUAAUUGUAAAGGAAGUUUAUAUAUUAUUUUAAAUGUUCUUUCAAAUAAGACAAACUUGAUUUAUGAUGUUUGUGAUGUUACUCUGAGUGUAUAUCCACACCGGGCGAGCUUGAAAAAAUAUGCCUGGCCACGGUGGGAAUCGAACCUACGACCUUUGGAAUACUAGCCCAAGCAGUCAGGUCAGGUUCGAUUCCCACCAUGGCCAGGCAUAUUUUUCAAGCCUGCCCGGUGUGGAUAUACACUCAGAGUAACAUCACACAAACAUCUUAUUCACCUGAGUGCAUUACACCAACACAGAAAAAAUCAACUUAAUUUAUAUUUCCAUAUCCCUUUAAACGUGCAUUCAUUAAUUUCAUUACAGAUGCGUUGAAGUCCCACGCUGGCAACAACAUCAAACCACCAGCGGCAUGUUGUAAACAACCGUUACCGCUUAAACUCUUGAACAAACUUCUCACAAAGAAAACAAACAAUUCACGCAAUGCGACACAGUUCAUCGUGGAGUUAAACAACACGAUGGCAAUACAUUAUGUCGGGGACAAAGCAACUAGCAAGAUAUCGUUAGCAAAUACGACGUUCAUUUCCGACGUCAACGCGACCAUCUCCGGAAUCCAAGAAUUAUGCCGGAAGUCGGGAAUACCCAUCACUUUUUGUAAAAUACAGAAAAUCACUCAAGCACAAUCCCAGACGUUUGGAAAUAUUUCUGGAAUUCCGACAACCCCCAAUGGCUCGAAUACCAAACAGAUUGCAAAGUUGUCGGGAUUCACUGAAAUUGUUCUUCCAAAAAAUUUGUCGACUCUGAACCCUUCGUUAUCUGAUGUAUCUGUGGGAAGCGACAAAAUUUCCAGCGAUCAAGGUAUCAUGCACUAA
Molecule: messenger RNA, 17223 nt
Organism: Paramuricea clavata
Lineage: Eukaryota; Metazoa; Cnidaria; Anthozoa; Malacalcyonacea; Plexauridae
Source: the annotation of a GenBank genome assembly